Molecule: messenger RNA, 2283 nt
Organism: Oikopleura dioica
Lineage: Eukaryota; Metazoa; Chordata; Appendicularia; Copelata; Oikopleuridae
Source: the annotation of a GenBank genome assembly
AUGGGCUUGUCCCCAAUCAACAGAUCAGAAACAGAUUUUCAUCAUGAAAGUUUGGAUUAUCAGGACCCCUUCCUAAUCGUCUGGGGCGAAUCACAUGACCCCGCUCCCGUCGGAAAGAAACUGCCGAUCCUGACUACUGCGUAUGGCCAUGUAGAAAUCCCUCUGAUCUUCACCCUCUUCAUCCUCUUCAUGGGAAUUUUAAAGAUAAUUCUCCCCUACGCGAAUGUUUGCCGCCCAAAAGUGCCAGAUUGCUGUCUUCUCAUGUCGCUAGGCUUCGCAAUCGGCGGGCUUGUUUACUGCACCAGGGAUUUCGGCAGCCACAAUGAUAAAUACAUCAAUAUCGUUGAAAGCUUUUUCAAUCCAUCGACGUUCUUCUUGAUUCUCCUCCCGCCGAUUGUUCUCGAAGCUGGUUAUUACAUGCCCAAGGGACCGUUUAUGCACAACAUAGGAACCAUUCUAACAUAUGCUAUUAUCGGCACAAUUUUCAAUUCCUUCUGCACUGGCGGUUGCCUGUAUGGAGUUUACAAAGCAGGUUGGAUGCCAGGCCUGGACGAGGCGCACGAAAUGCCGAUUAAUCCCCUUCACAUGCUGCUCUUUGGAAGCAUCAUUUCAGCAGUAGAUCCGGUCGCUGUGAUCGCUGUUUUCGAAGAAAUCCAGGUGAACAUGCUUUUGUACAUUUGCGUGUUUGGCGAGUCGCUGCUGAACGAUGGCGUGGCCGUGGUGCUGUUUAAAGUGUUCGAAGCGUUUUUGGGAAUGGACGAGGCGGAUAUAGACGCAAAGAAUAUUCUACGAGCGGUUUUGAAGUUUUUCGUCGUCGCCGGCGGAGGCACCCUCUUUGGAAUCGUCUGUGGUUACAUCGGCGCCUUCUCAACCAAGUACACUCAAAACAAGACCAUCGUCGAGCCGUUAUUCAUAUUUGGCGUCAGUUAUGCUUGCUACUUGGCCGCGGAAGCAUGUGGAUUGUCAGCUAUCCUGGCAGUUGUCUUCUGCGGAUUCACAAUGGUCUCCUACGUCGAGCACAAUAUCUCCGCCAAAUCCCACACCGUUGUCAAACAAUCUAUGAAACUCAUCGCGCAUAUAUCGGAAAUGAUCAUUUUUCUUCUUCUCGGAACAUCUGCGAUCACGGAUUUCUGGGUGCACUGGAAUACUGCUUUUGUCAUGUGGACAUUGCUGUUUAUUUCCGUUUUUCGGCUGAUUUCGGUUUAUGGAUUGACCGCGAUUUUGAAUAAAAAUCGAGUCGAAAAAAUCAGCUUCGUUGAUCAAUUUAUCAUGGCGUACGGCGGACUUCGCGGUGGAAUCGCUUUCGGCUUGAUGAAAUUAACCUCCCUCCAAUUGGUACCGCAUUCGAAUGCCAUGCUCUGUGUCACUUUGGUCGUGGUUUUCUUCACUUCAUUUAUUCAAGGAGCGACGGCUGGCCCGUUUGUUCAACUCCUGCAGGUCAGGAAGAAAGACGACCACGAAAAAGGAAUGAACGAAGAAGUCUACUACCGGGCGAUGGGACAUCUGAACUCUGGAAUCAAUGACGUAGUCGGCAGAUAUGGCAUGAGUUCGAUCCUUCGUCGCUUUGAGAGAUUCAAUGCAAAAUACAUCAACCCAGUCUUUACGCACGACCCGCACUUGAAGAAAGAUCAAGAGAUUCUUGAAAUUAACAAGAGGAUGAACAUAAAGGAAGCGACAAAGAUCGUCGGAGGCAGCAAUCGAAAAUCAGUGAUGCCAACGGCUGCGAAAAUGAACAUCGCUCAAAUGUUGCUCCCCAACGUUGCAAUGAUACUUCCAGGACUCGGGGACGAUCUCGCCAAAUCAAGAGCAGAUUCGGGCAAGAAACAAGAAGAGGCUGAAGAAAAUAUUAUUCUUCACGCUCAGCUUAAGACGGGACUGUUGCCGACGAGAGAAAAUCUGGAAGCAAAGGCGAUUAUUGGCGAAGCAAAUGAUACCGCGAAUCAGAAUCUUAUGAAGAAGCACAAAAAAGCCGUGGCAGCGACGAGGAGAAGAUCGGAAACGCACAGACACAGGCAUCAGCAAUACAGGGGCAACUCAGUCGUCACAUCAGGUGACUUGCAUUACCUCCACUUCGAUGAAGCCGUCUCUCAACGGGCGUUUUUCUCGAUGCCUCGCGAACGACACAUUUCUGAGGGUCGUCACGUGUCCGUGAUGGAAACGAUUCCUGACAAAUCCGGCUCAGAUGACUGCAUAUCAGUAACGUCAGAAAAGUCAUGGAAGGAACAUCCCUGGAGAUAUACGCAAAGGCAUGAAGCGCAAGUGGACCCGAGGGGGCACGAAUGA